AAUGCUCAGAGAUCGUUUCUUCGUGCAUCCAACACAAGCAGCCAGUUCCAUGUCGCCUUCUCAUUCCUAUACGGUAGUCGCCCACGACGACGACGAAGACAGCGAUAUCUGCCCCGUCUGCGAUGGCGAGUGCACUUGCCACAAGACGACGUUGGUAGCUGCAGCACCAAUACCAAUCCAGCAGCCCGUCGUAAGAAGUACAACAGGACCGUUAUCCAUGGUGGAGCUCAGUAUGAGAUAUGCAGCAACAGCCUCUCCCCAGCCCCCCAAUUCCCCUUUCUCUGGCCAGUCUUACCCACCGUCUACACCUACACCGCCUACACCCACACCUGCCCCCCAAAAACCGUCUCUCAAGAUAAAACUCACCGUUCCAGCCAGCAUGCUCGCAAAACGCCGUCUUCAGCUACCAGGCGGGUCAUCCAGCUCCAACCCCACUCACAUCAAGAGAUUAUCCAAGAACGCAGGCGAGACGACAUCCGACUGCGCGAACGACGGAUACGAAAGUUCGGAUGUUCCAGCGCCUCCUCCAAAGAAGCGAGGUCGACCCCCCAAAGCAGUCGUUGCUGCUCGUCAUUCGGCAGCCGCCCAACUCUCCCGAUCAUCUCCCUACAAGCCUCUCAAUCCCAAGUCAGCUGCACCAGGCAAGCAACAAAAACGAUUAGCAUCGAGCAAAGUCAGGAAGAAUCUCAAGGCACGCGCCGCCAUUGCCAAAAAAGUCGCUGCGAAGCGCCGACGAGCUGCUUUGAGCGAGGACGGAGGGGAGUCCUCGGAGUCCUCAUCCUCUGAUGUCGAGAUGGCUGAGAGCGGCCUUUUCCCUACCUUCGUCUCUGCGUCCGCCAUUUCUUCGAGUGUGUCCGACUCGUCGUCGUCGUUGUCAGACUUUGACGACUCAGAUUCGAGCAUCGAGGCGGAGGAGGAGAGCUUUAUUCUUGCUGAUGUGCAUGCACACGACAAGGCCCGCAUAAAGCGCGAACUGCUUGGCGGAGAUGAUGCUUUACAGAAAAAGCGUGCUGGGAGGAACAGUGACUGGGUAAUUCGUCCGCGUGAGAAGAGUGUGGGUGGGAGCGAUGUGGAGAUGGACGUAGACUCGGAAGGCACUGAGGAGGAGGGCGACGAGGAGGGCGACGAGGAGGAUGCGGCGGAUGAUGAGGACACGGUGGAGGAGACGGCGCCGUCGAUCAUUGGGAUGGGCAUGAGUAUGGAGGAAGACGAAGAGACGGACGACCACCACUACGUUGGUCUCGCGACAGGCUGGUCGGACGACGAUGACGAGUCGAGUUUCGACGCUGAUUUGUUCUUCGCCAACUUGUCCGACUCUGAUUCGGACUCGUCCUCUUCUCAAGCACCUUCAGUAUCAAUGGGCGAAGAAGGCGAUCAGUCGGAUGUAUCAGAUUCCACCCAAGGCCCAAGGCAUGCCACGCUGGAGAGCCUACCGUUCGAGCUUGAGGAGAGCUGGGACGGGCAAGUCGUGUUCACAAACGGCAGCCUCAGCAGGGGCCUCGUCGACAUGGAAUUCGAGGAGCGUGCAUCGCGAUUCGUCGUCGAGAGUAGUGUGUCCCCCGAGCGACACAUGCGUCGCACACGUCUGGGCACUAGCGACCUCGAGCCCAGUGAAUCUGAGAUGUCUGAUGGUGGCUAUGAAGAGGAAGACGCUGAGGCGGAAGCUGAGGGUGACACGACUGAUGAGGAGCUCGUAGGCGAUGACGAUCUGCCCAACGAGCGCGCGAUGCGUUUGUUCCACCUCCCGAUGAGUGUCUCGGCGAUCAAUCCCUUGUCGACUGUCUCCCCGGCCGUCAACUCCGUGAAGAGGCAGAGGGCGAUGGAAAGGCGGCGGAAACGAUGGGGUGGGGAGAGCCCCAGGGCGGCGGAUAUUUUGGCUGGCAGGGUGGUGUUCUGGGGAUCUGAUGAAGAGGAGGGAUCUAUCAGUGAAGGGGAGAGGAGAGCGGAGGAGGCUGGAAACGGGAGACAGAGAAAGGCGCGGUUGGUGGAUUACGGCCGCGACGGUACUCAAACCACGGCUGGAUCGAGUCGAGGAAUCGUCGGGUCUGAUGCGGAGGAUGUGGCCAAGAGGUUCAAGACGCCUACCAAGCAGGCGCCCUUUGGCCCUCGACGAGGCGUCUUCUCGCCCUCCAGCGACACCAAACAGGCAAUAAUUGGUGAGGGUAGGAAUGGAGCGGACGUGCCUUCGCCUCAUCCGAGGUUUAAAGGACGUGGACGACCAAGGACAGGCCCUGGCGGGGGUGGGCGAUUUAGUUCGGUCGAGCACCUCUUGCGCAGGCAUCUACUCCAAUCCAUUACCGCGUCAAACCUGUCCAACUCCCUUACCAGCGUUGCUAGUGCAGACGAUACCUCGUCACCAGGUGGUCCAUCGGCUGAUAGGUCUCCAUUCCAGUUCUUACUGACAUCUACUGCCGCUGUCACCGCGAAUGGGUCUGAAUCGUCCGACCUUGCUGCCGUCGUCGAAGCCGGUGUCCUAGCCGAUCCCAUCGAGCUAGACGACGUGCUUGAAGCUUCUUUCUUGGAUGAUACAGACGCCCCAGCCCGGGACUCCUCUGUACCGCCUCCAAGCGAGGACGACGCUUCGACAUCAGCGGCUGCCGAUGCUGCCGCCUCCAAGAACCUCAGCCGGUGGGAUCUCAUUUCGGUCGGCGCCUUCCGCCACUCGAGAGAGAACGGUAGCUGGGACGGACGUCAUACCCCCUCGUCGAGUGCAGACUUUGGCACUGCAAUGAAGAGCAGCCCGCUCAGCGCUCUUUUAUGGCAGACAGGUAGUAAUGGACCACCCAGGCCUUCGUCUGCGCCGAAUUCAACCAAGAUCAAGUCAAGCAAGCACGCGAAAAGGAGAAGGAUCAUGAUGGGCGGGUCGGGGAUGUCGUCGCCUCUCAUCUUGCCCCUGUCGGGUGAUCGUUCCCCGAACACAAGCACCCCACAUACUCCCACAUCAGCGCCGACCGCUCUAGCGAAGUUCGGCUCCAGUAACCACGGGUUCGACGAUAACUCGGAGAAGAAACAGAAGACCCGCAAGGAGACUCGUAAGGAGAAGAAGCUCAAGAAAAAAGGCUAUGGUCCAGUACACCAGCAGCAUUCGCAUCAUCAGCCACACCAUUUCCAUUCCCACCAUCAUCACCCGAAUUCGAAGAGUCGUGCGACGAACAGCACUCAGAGGACCAAUUUCUUCGCGAAUUCGGUGCCACCUUUGAGCUUGUA
Molecule: messenger RNA, 3207 nt
Organism: Cyclocybe aegerita
Lineage: Eukaryota; Fungi; Basidiomycota; Agaricomycetes; Agaricales; Hemipholiotaceae
Source: the annotation of a GenBank genome assembly